AUGGCAGAAACAGCAGCAAAAAGACUUAAGAUCUCUCCCGUCACCAUCGGCACCCAUAAUGGUCAUUUCCACGCAGAUGAAGCCUUAGCUGUUUACAUGCUUCGCCUUCUUCCCACCUAUCACUCUUCAGAACUCAUUCGAACUCGAGAUACUGCACUUCUGGACACUUGCCACACCGUGGUUGAUGUGGGCGGCGAAUACAACGACGAGACGAAGAGAUAUGACCAUCAUCAACGUACUUUCGAUACUACUUUCCCCAACCGUUCCACCAAACUCUCUUCUGCGGGGUUGGUGUAUAUGCAUUACGGCAAGGCGAUUAUUGCACAGCACUUAGAUGUCGCCGAAGAUGCGGAAGAAGUCGGCGUUAUCUGGAAAAAGAUAUAUGAGAACUUCAUUGAGGCACUUGAUGCUCAUGAUAACGGCAUCUCGGUCUACGACCCAAAGGCCAUCUCCGCUGCAGGUUUGGAGAAGAAAUUCAGUGAUGGAGGAUUCUCAUUAGGCGCUAUGGUAUCUAGAUUGAACCCAAAUUGGAAUGAUCCGACGCCCUCCGAUCCAGUCGAGGCACAGAUGGCGGAAGAUAAGAAAUUUCUGGUGGCUAGCACCAGAAUGGGUGAAGAAUUCUCAAGAGAUUUGGAUUACUAUGCAAAGUCAUGGUUGCCAGCACGAGCAAUCGUACAGCAAGCAUAUACUAAACGUCUACAAUACGAUUCGAAGGGAAGAAUAUUGGUUUUCGAUGGCCAAUCUGUUCCAUGGAAGGAUCACCUUUACACACUCGAAGAUCAAGAGAACACCGAAAACAAAGUACUCUAUGUUCUCUACCCCGAAAACACACGUCCAGAUGCGAAAUGGAGAAUUCAAUGUGUACCAGUUUCCAAGGACUCUUUCCAAAGCAGGAAACCAUUGCCAGAGGCAUGGAGAGGUUUCAGAGAUGAGCAACUAUCUGAACUCACUGGUAUCCCAGGAGGAGUAUUCGUUCAUGCAGCAGGAUUCAUCGGAGGCAACAAGACUUUCGAAGGGGCAAGUAAGAUGGCAGCAACCGCAGUUGACUUGUGA
This is a messenger RNA of Sclerotinia borealis F-4128, 1053 nucleotides long. NCBI's taxonomy places the organism in Eukaryota, Fungi, Ascomycota, Leotiomycetes, Helotiales, Sclerotiniaceae. The record is from the annotation of a GenBank genome assembly.